CGGCAGUGAAGUGUUUUGCAGUGUUUUGUGUGACCGAGCUGGCGGGCCUCCUAAACGAUAAACAUUAGAAUAUUUGUUUCUGAAUUGCUUCCUCAAUGGACGGUCAUAUCAACAUUGAUCAUCAUCAUCAACCGACAACAACGGCACACGAUACAGCCGAUGGGCGCGGGGCUCGGAAACGCUGGCAAAAGAUGCCAACAGACACCAGCAGCUCCCCACAUCCGUCCUAUGGGACUACUGAUUCCAUCCCACAAGUGACAAUACGCGAUACCAGCAGCCGUGGGAGGUCCGGACCAUCCAGAGGAUCGGCGAACAAUUCCUCGAGACCACGACAACCACAACAGGAGCAAGAGCAGGCGUUAAACGACGAAGAAGGACUGAAAUAUGGUGCGCAACAUGUGAUAAAACUGUUCGUUCCAGUUACCCUAUGCAUGAUGGUGGUUGUAGCUACGAUUAAUUCGAUAAACUUUUAUACCAUCAAGGACGUUUAUCUCGUCUACACACCGUUCCACGAACUGACGGACGACACGGGCACUAAAAUAUGGAACGCGUUAGCGAACUCGCUCAUCCUGAUGACGGUGAUUGUAAUUAUGACAAUACUGCUCAUCGUCCUUUACAAGCACCGUUGCUAUAAGGUUAUCCACGGUUGGCUGAUUCUGUCGUCGCUGCUGCUGCUGUUUCUGUUCAGCGGCUUGUACCUCUUUGAAAUUUUGCGCGCGUACAACAUUCCCAUGGACUGGUUCACGGCUGGGCUGCUCGUUUGGAAUUUUGGAGUAGUCGGCAUGAUCUCAAUCCACUGGCAAGGUCCGCUGCGGCUACAGCAGGGCUACCUGAUUUUUGUGGCGGCCCUGAUGGCACUGGUGUUUAUCAAGUAUCUUCCAGAAUGGACUACGUGGGCUGUUCUAGCUGUGAUAUCAAUUUGGGAUCUUAUUGCAGUUCUCACCCCGAAAGGGCCGUUGCGAAUUUUGGUAGAAACGGCUCAGGAGCGCAAUGAGCAAAUUUUUCCUGCUUUGAUCUACUCAUCGACGAUAAUGUACUCCUAUCUAGGAACGCAUACGGAUUCCGAUCGCCCUGCUCCAUUGUCGGGUGAACGGGCGAUAGGAACGGGUGGUGGCUCCGGAAGCCGAACAGCCAGCGGGUACGGAGCGGUCAACAGCCACGGACCCACGCAAACCGGUGCGACCGUAGAAGGUAUGCCACUGGUUGCCUUUCGCAAUGAUAGAUCGCAUGAGUUACCAAUGGAACAAUCAGCAGGCUUCACGCAGGAUUGGGCUGCAACGUCGAACCAUAGAGUGACUCGACGACAAAUCGAGGUUCAAGCAAAUAUUGCGAACAAUCCGUCCAGACCGGAAUACCGAACGGUCACUGCCGAAACCAGUCGCUCCGGUGUAGAGCAAUCGCAGCAACAAUUUGAUCAAGCGGAAGAAAGAGGCAUAAAACUUGGGUUAGGUGAUUUUAUCUUUUACUCUGUAUUGGUGGGAAAGGCAUCGAGCUAUGGUGAUUGGAACACGACCAUAGCGUGUUUUGUGGCAAUUUUGGUGGGACUCUGUCUCACGUUGCUGCUGUUGGCCAUUUUCCGCAAGGCACUCCCGGCCCUACCGAUCUCCAUAUUCUUUGGACUCAUUUUCUGCUUCGUCACAAGCGUAAUCGUAAAACCGUUUACGGAAGCGCUGGCACUAGAGCAGGUGUUUAUUUAGUUAAUCCGGAGCGGACAGUUUGAGCGGGUGGGAUAGGUCAAUCAAUUGCUUACGCCGAUGUCACAUGUUGUGUCGUAUCGGGAGCUGUUUUCUAGCAUAUCUAGGCUCGUUUAUUUAUAUCAUCAUAUUUUAAUGUGUACUAAUUGGAGAAGCUGUUGCAUCUAAUCAAGCUUUCCGGUGUAUUAAAAGCAGAGUGGGAAACAGUUCACAAUAAGGCUUGAUUGGAGGAGCUUAAAAUGAGACUAGUGCGUGGCUUCAAAUUUUAUCAUCGUGCAACGUAAUUUAUGCAUCUCAUACAUAAGUGUUUGAUUGAUAGAUAAAUGUAUGCUACCUGAAUAUGUGGACAAAUUUUGUUCUAUUUCUGCACGCAUUAUUCUUCGAACGCUUUGGCACUCCUUAAACGGCUCGGUAUAUGUACUAACGCUGUCGUGCAAAUAACCAGGAAAAUGCUUAUAAAAGAGCGAAAGAUAUUUCUUUUGAAGGGCGCUUUAAAUGACAUGACUGCGUUAAAAAAUGUAUGAUUGUAACGGGAUGUAACCUUUUCUUUUUUCCUUUACGUAAUUUACAACUGUAAUCCGGACGAAUAGGCUGGGUAAUAAAAAGACGUAUAAGCGAUUCAUUUUGUCG
Molecule: messenger RNA, 2324 nt
Organism: Anopheles nili
Lineage: Eukaryota; Metazoa; Arthropoda; Insecta; Diptera; Culicidae
Gene: Psn
Product: presenilin homolog
Exons: 8
Coding region: 96-1697 (533 amino acids)
Biological process (GO): calcium ion transport; Notch receptor processing; amyloid-beta metabolic process
Cellular component (GO): growth cone; mitochondrial inner membrane; Z disc
Molecular function (GO): aspartic endopeptidase activity, intramembrane cleaving
Source: RefSeq, a predicted model, not a curated record